This is a messenger RNA of Choloepus didactylus (southern two-toed sloth), 2181 nucleotides long. It is a transcript of the gene PRDM13, whose product is annotated as PR/SET domain 13. Bases 16 to 2181 code for a protein of 721 amino acids. The record is from RefSeq and is a predicted model, not a curated record. Gene Ontology annotation, molecular function: protein binding. NCBI's taxonomy places the organism in Eukaryota, Metazoa, Chordata, Mammalia, Pilosa, Megalonychidae. The transcript is spliced from 4 exons. Gene Ontology annotation, cellular component: nucleus.
GCGGCAGCGGCAGCAAUGUACGGAAACGCCCGCGCUCCAGCCAUCAGCGUGAGCGCCGACAGCUGCAUCCCGGCCGGCCUGCGCCUUGGGCCGGUGCCUGGCACCUUCAAGCUGGGCAAGUACCUGUCAGAUCGCAGGGAACCCGGGCCCAAGAAAAAGGUGCGCAUGGUGAGAGGGGAGCUGGUGGACGAGUCGGGGGGCUCCAGUCUGGAGUGGAUAGGGUUAAUCCGGGCAGCCAGGAACUCCCAGGAACAGACUCUGGAAGCUAUUGCGGACUUACCCGGAGGGCAGAUCUUCUACCGCGCGCUUCGAGACGUACAACCAGGGGAGGAGCUGACCGUGUGGUAUUCCAACUCCUUGGCUCAGUGGUUCGACAUCCCUACGACUGCGACUCCGACGCACGACGAAAAAGGGGAGGAGCGCUACAUUUGCUGGUACUGCUGGAGGACGUUUCGAUACCCCAACAGCCUUAAGGCCCACCUACGCUUCCACUGCGUGCUUAGCGGCGGCGGUGACCGCUCUUUCCUGCACCACGAACACGCGGUUCGCCAGGGCACCGCUCCAGCCCCAGAUGGCCUCCGCAUCUCUCCGAAACCCUCGGCUCCCGAAUUCGCCGCGGCGGUCCGGGCGAGCAGUCUGCGGCCGCACCUGCAGGACCCACCGCCCCCCCAGGCAUGCGGGACGCCCGAGGGCAUUAAGCGGGAGGCAUCCUCCGCUCCCUCUGCCACCUCGGCGCCCCCGGGCAAAUGGGGACCGCUCAAGAAGGGCAAGGAACAACCGGAGCGCGCCCUGGACACGAGCGGGGCGGCCCGCAGACAUGGCCACAUCCUCGGCAUCGUAGGCGGCUCCCCAGCGGGGGGCGGCGGCCUGGCCUUCUACCCCGGCGUGCGCUCAGCCUUCAAGCCUGCAGGCUUGGCCAGGGCGGCGGCGCACGGCGACCCCUAUCGUGAGGAAGGCGAUGGCAAGCCGGGGACUGGUCCGGCCUUGGGCAGACUGCUGGGAGGGGGCCGGCAGGGCGGGCGUCCCGGGAGCGGGGACAACUCGGCGGUAGGCGGCGCGAGUCACCACCAUCACCACCACGCGCACCAUCACCACCACCACCAUCACCCCAAGUGUCUGCUAGCUGGGGACACGCUGCCGCCGCCUCCGCCCAGCCUGCCCUGCCCGGGGGCCUUGCGUAGCUUCCCUCUGCUCCCGGGACCCCCGGAAGAGGCGUCGGCCUUCAAGCACGUGGAGCGCGCCGCGCCUGCUUCCGCCGCGGCCGCCACACUGUCUGGUGCAGGUUACGCGCAGCUGCCCCCUGCGGCCGCGCUGCCCCUCGAGCGCUGCGCCCUACCGCCCCUCGACGCGGGCGGGAUCAAGGCCUACUCGGGUGGCGAGUGCAGCCACCUGCCCGCGGUCAUACCAGCCUUCACUGUCUACAACGGGGAGCUGUUGUAUGGCUCCCCGGCCGCCGCCACUUACUACCCGCUCAAACUGCACUUCGGCGGCCUACUCAAGUACCCCGAGUCCAUCUCCUAUUUCAGCGGGUCUACGGCGGCCGCGGCGGCAGCAGCGGCGGCAGCUGCAGCCGCCCUGAGCCCCGCCGAGCUGGGCUCUCUAGCCAGCAUCGACAGGGAGAUCGCCAUGCACACACAGCAGCUGUCCGAGAUGGCCGCGGGGAAGGGCCGCGGCCGCUUGGACGUGGGGGCGCUGCCGCCGGCCGUCGUGGCGGCUGGGGCUGCAGGGGGCGGCGGCAGCGGCGGCGGUGCAGGCAAGCCCAAAACGGGUCACCUGUGCCUCUAUUGCGGCAAGUUGUAUUCGCGCAAGUACGGGCUGAAGAUCCACAUGCGGACGCACACGGGUUACAAGCCGCUCAAGUGUAAAGUGUGCCUGCGGCCUUUCGGCGAUCCCAGCAACCUCAACAAGCACAUCCGUCUGCAUGCGGAGGGCAACACACCCUACCGCUGCGAGUUCUGUGGCAAGGUGCUGGUGCGCCGCCGGGACCUGGAGCGCCACGUCAAGUCCCGCCACCCCGGCCAGAGCGUGCUCACCAAGGCGGGCGAGGGCCCGAACGCCGAGUCCGGUUAUCCCCCGGAGCCCGGAGAGCCCAAGAGCGACAACGAUAGCGACGUGGACGUCUGCUUCACCGACGACCAGAGCGACCUCGAGGCGGGGGGAGGCGGCGAGCGCGACUCGUAG